This is a messenger RNA of Histoplasma mississippiense, 1974 nucleotides long. RefSeq lists its product as hypothetical. The transcript is spliced from 2 exons. NCBI's taxonomy places the organism in Eukaryota, Fungi, Ascomycota, Eurotiomycetes, Onygenales, Ajellomycetaceae. The record is from RefSeq and is a predicted model, not a curated record. The coding region runs from base 1 to 1974 and encodes 657 amino acids.
AUGCUCGACCUUGCGGCGGCGGUCGGCGGGGAGGAGGACGCUCAGCGAGCGCGGGACGACCAGACCCAUGACAACGAGCAGCAUAACGACGUUCGCGAUGGAGAAGGCGAAAAUGUGCAGCGGGUCGUUGCGCAGCUUGUGGAACAUCGGGUAGGCGAAGCCGACGAUGAUGGCCAGGAUGGGGGCGGAGAUGUACUUGAGCACGGGGGACCAGUACACGGGGAUGCGCCAGUUUUUGCCCGUGGCGACGACCAUGUUGAGGUCGCGGAAACGCUCAAGCAGCGGGGUGUUUGCCCAGAAACGGGGAGCGCGAGUGUCGGGGUUCUUGGCCAGGACCAGAGCAAUAACGGAGACGGCGAUGAACAAACCAAAGCCCAUGAUUGCACCAGCCCAGGGGGUAGCGCCAUGACCGACGCCAAUGCCGAGAAUAAUGGCGACGACGUAGCCGAUGUUGUAGAUGAGGAAGGAGACUCUGCCGACUUGGCCGACGACUUCCUUGUAGCGGUAGAGGGUGGUGACGGCGAUGCACUCGGAGAAGGCCAUGAAGAGGAGCGAGAAGUUGUUGAGCCAGGUGUCGACGGCGUCGAGGAGGUAGAAACCGAAGCGAGUGCAGUAGAGGAGCGACAGGAGGAAGGAGAUGGUGAUGACGACGGUGCAGACGAGGGUACGCGAGAUCUUUUUGCCCCAGUCGGUGUCGCAGAUGAGCGUGACCACCGACUCGACAAGGGCGUAGGCCGAGCUGAGGCCGACCAGCAUGAUGGUGAAGAAGAACACGACGCCCCAGAAGGCGGACGCAGGCAUCUCGGAGACGGCCAGCGGGUAGGUCAGGAAGCCGACGGUGAAGGUCCCGAGCUUGUCACCCGCUUCAGGCUUCAGGCCGAGGAAGCCGACAAUGCCGAAGACGGCGAAGGCACCGAUGAUCUCGUAGGCCGAGUUGGAGCAGGCAAUGAUGAUGGAGUCCUGGACGGCAUUGGCGAAAGUGGGAUUGUAGGAGGCGAAAGCAGUGAAGUAGCCGAAGCCCACGCCAGUGGAGAAGAAAAUCUGACCGGCGGCGGCCUGCCAGAUCUGCCCGGAGGACAGCUUCCAGCUGUCCCAGUGGGCCAUGUACAUCUUGAUGCCCUCGACGGCAUUGGGGAGCGAGACGCCGCGGCCGAGGAGGACGAAGAUCAUCACGAUGGGCAGGCCCAUGGUGAAGUAGACGACGCGGCCGGAGAGGCCGACGCCCUUGAACAUGCAGAGGUAGACGACGAACCAGACGAAGGCGGCCCAGCCGACGGUCUCGCCGACGAGGCCGGUGCCCGGGUAGCUGGCGUACUUGAGGACGGACUUGCCGUCGUCAGAGUACUCGCCGGGAACGGGGGCGACGUUGGCGAUGACGUCCUGCAUGUAGAACUCCUGGCCCCUGUCGGCCCAGGCCUGCGGGGUGUAGAAGGCGUGGCGGAAGUAGAUCAUGACCCAGGCGAGGAUGGCGACGUAGUAGGUGCACACCAUGUAGCCGGUGAGGAUGGUCCCGAUGCCGACGCCGCGGGCGUGCUUGUUGACGGUGUUGAAGGCGAUGACGCCGCCACCGCGGGCGGCCUGGCCGAUGGAGAUCUCAAGGAUGAGCAGCGGGAUGGCCAGGAAGAUGAGGGAGAUGAAGUAGGGGAGGAACCACUGCAGGCCGUUGUUCUCGAAGACCACGGAAGGGUAGCGCAGGAUGUUUCCAAGGCCGACGGCGCCGCCCAUGGCCGCCAGCACGAAGGAGGCGCGGCUGGGCCAUUGGUCACGGCCGUCGGCGGCCUUUUGGGCGGCCGGGGCGAGGAUGUUCAGGACCUUUUUGAAGACGCUCAUGGUGGGCGAAUUGGGGGACCCUUUUUGAGGGAGCAGGCCACGUGCUAUUGGAGCGAAGCUGGGAAGGGAGAGGGAGAGGAUCCUCGAAGCAUGGAGGAGGAGGAGGAGGAGGAGGAGGAGGAGGAGGGGGAGGAAGAGAAAUAG